This is a messenger RNA of Sphaeroforma arctica JP610, 3907 nucleotides long. RefSeq lists its product as hypothetical. Gene Ontology annotation, molecular function: NAD+ binding. The transcript is spliced from 10 exons. Bases 89 to 3736 code for a protein of 1215 amino acids. NCBI's taxonomy places the organism in Eukaryota, Ichthyosporea, Ichthyophonida. The record is from RefSeq and is a predicted model, not a curated record.
UACUAUUACGGUAGAUAAACCUCGUCUUAACAUCCCCUUUUGACAAAUCCAAUAUAUUUGUCAUUUAUAUUGUUUUAUACAUACAAACAUGGAACGGGAAGCCAGUACAUCCCCCUUACCGGGCAUGGGGAUCAACAGACAAGUCAGGGCCGAUGUGCCAGCAACCAAUGCAUGCUUCGAUACAGCUGUACCCCCUCCGGCCAAAAGACACACAUCUGUGCCACACAUUUCAUCACAAUCAUCGCUGCCACACGCACAUUCGCACCACAACUCGCUGCCCUCGAUGCAUAGAGGGUCACACAGUAGUAUCCACGGCGUUAGUAAACAAGCCGGAGGGAGUGGACAUGAAGGUAAAGCAGCCAAUGUGCAUAAGGAUGGAGGUGUUGGACAUGGAGCUCGAGUAUCAGGUGCACAUAGGGCUGGAAUAUCUGAUUCCCAAUCCCAGACCAGACCGCCUGCGAUAGCACUCAGCGCAGGAGACGCACACCAGGCCCCGGGAAAAAGUGGUGUUCAAAAGGGUCCAAUGGAGGCAAAGACUUCUGGAGGCGAUGAUAUGGACACAGAAGUUCCUCUCACUACGGUUAGUGUGCCGAAUGUGCCUUUGGUAGAAGCCAGCGCUGCGCAGGCGGUAGCAAAUACAUCUACACCAGAGCCAAUGCAAGUAGGUACUUUAGAUGCUUCUGGUACGUCUCUGGGAGUUAUGGGGGGUUCAACAGAUACAUUGGAGUUGGAAUCAGGUGCAAGUGUAGGCAGUCAUCCGAGGAUAGUAGCACCGUCGCCUAUACCUGCAACACCCAGGAGCACAUCAAAUGCACUCUCGACUAUGACUAUUCAGCAAAGCAACAGUCCGAGUCCCAUAGGCCUUAUGGAUGUGUUCACACGUCCACACCUGUCUACUGAAUGGGAGACUAUUCCGGAUAGGGUGAAAAGCCCGCCCGCCGUAGAGAUAACCCCGUCGCCGUAUGUCAGGGGCACGGAGACAGUACAACCACCCACUUCGGUAGAGAAAAAGGAUAUGAGUGCUGACUCGCUGGGGUCGCCUUCAUCGGCGAGUGCUUUAAAUAACCGCAAGCGGUCACUGUCGGUGGCUAUAGCCGAGCCGCCGAUUGACUCGCCCACCCCUACGCAGAAGAUGAAGAUUGAUAUGCAAAUGGUUGAUUCUGUGGGUUCUCCAGAGAGCUCGCCCGCUGCUGUUGAACAAGAACCUCUCGGCUUGGCGCCCAGAAGCACGCAUUCUACCAAUGGUGACGUCCAUGUUGACUUACAGACCGGAGAACCAGCCACAACAGCACCUCCUGAAAAUAUUUUCGAGUUAAGCGAAUCGAAUAUCAAUAGCAUGUUAGUUGCAAACGAGGGUUUAAACACCACGGAUGGAGUUGCCAACUCCAGCAACGGUGGUAGCCACCAGGCGCAGAACAAAGCAGGAGACGAGGACGAGAGCGACAGCGACGAUAGUAACUAUAGCGCGAAUUCGGAUUCUUCGGUCGAUUCUGAGACAGCCCGGAUAUUCGAGAACGGGCCUAUGGCGUGGCUGAACAAGCAACGAGCCCACGGAGCUACCGCUAUCGAGGUGCUGGACAAACUAACUGUCACACUGACUGAAGAUAUGACAAAUUGGGAUGAAGAAACUCUGUGGAAAUAUGCACUUUACGAAGUGAAAUGCUUGUUCAGGAUGUUCUCGGAGAAUAUCAGUGCACAAACCUCGUUUGUACGAGAAGACCAGCCGGUGUCCAAGUUGGCCACGCUCGACCUCUCCGGAAUCGCACGGUAUAUCAAAUCGGGACAGUGUAGGAAUAUCAUCAUGGUGACUGGUGCUGGCAUCUCUACUGCGGCCGGCAUCCCUGAUUUCAGAAGUCCUGGAACUGGUCUAUACCACAACUUACAGAAGUACAAACUGCCUUACCCUCAGGCAAUAUUCGAAAUUGAUUUUUUCAAGAGAAACCCCGUGCCCUUUGUAGUGCUUGCGAAGGAGCUGUACCCAGGGUCGUUCUUGCCCACUUUAUCCCACUACUUUUCCAAGAUGCUUGCUGACCGCGGCUACCUGAAGCGACACUACACACAAAACAUUGAUACCCUCGAGCGGGUGGCAGGACUAGAUCCUGACCUGUUGGUAGAGGCACAUGGCUCAUUCAAUACAGCGAGAUGCAUAGAGUGCCAUAAAACCUAUCCGUCGGAUUAUGUAAAAGAUUUAAUAUUCGCCGGACAUAUACCUACUUGUGAAGACUGCGAGGCUUGGAUAAAGCCGGAUAUUGUGUUCUUCGGUGAGGGAUUACCAGAGCGCUUCGGUCAAUGCGUGUCAGAGGAUUUCCCAGUGUGUGAUCUGCUGAUUGUUGCCGGCACGUCUCUGAAAGUCCAACCUUUCGCGUCGGUCAUUGACAUGGUCCAAGACGACUGUCCGAGACUCAUGCUCAACAAGGAAACGUGUGGAAAGUCACACCCGAUGAUGCGUAUGAUGGGCAUCCGCAGUGGCUUUGACUUCGAGUCCAGUGAGAACAUAAGGGAUGUCUUGAAGCUGUGCUCCUGUGAUGAUGGGAUUUUAGAAUUAGCCGACCUUCUGGGCUGGAAGGAUGAAUUGGUCGAGAUGGUGGCUCGAGAGCAGCAAGCCCUCAGGAGGCGAUGGGAAAUCGAAGCCACCAAUAAAUCACCGCGCGGAGACGGUUUCUACGAGAAACACGUGUCUGUGGAUUACUAUAGAGAAGAGGUACUGCCCAGACUACCACCACUUAAAACCUCGCGCUUGAGCUCAGAAUCAUCGUCCGUCAACAAUGGGAGUGACGACGAUGAACCUGGUGUUGCGACAACGGGCGUGGACAGCGCAGAUGUUAUCAGUCAAUCAUGUGAGAAGGAUGGGGUGGUUGGAGACGGUGUUGGUGGUGGCAGCAAUGGGGUCAACGGCGAUGGUUUGAGUGUGGGUCAGAAUGCGCAGCUUUCUACGGGAGGUGCUUUUGCGGAUGAUAGCUUAAUCGGUUCCAAACCGGAGAGUAUUGCACCUGGUAAUGUAAUGGUGGGAAUGAAUGCGUCGGAUCCCGCAAGUAUCACGGUCGAACCCUUUCAGGAUUUAUUAGGAGGUAAUUCAGAGUUAACCGCUGUUAGUCCAGGUUUAAAUGCGAAUCCAGAUUUAACCGCGGCUCCAGGGCAUACCCAGGCAGGUCUUCAGGGUGCGGCUGCUGAUAGCAUAGAUGUAAGGAUAGCGGACCCUAGUUCAAAUGUAUCUCUAGACUUAGAGGGUAUCCAGGAUGACGUUACAGGUUCUUGGCUUGGGGUCACGGCGCCGUUUUCUGAUACAUCUUUGGACUCUGUGCUUGCUGGGACAGAUAUCCCGCUAUUGCCAGACGUCCUAGUUGACGGUAGCAGCGAUCCUCAAGUGAAUCAGUUAUACCCAAUACCACCGACGCAUGAUAUAGAAUCUCUUUAUAACGUUGGUCCUGGGAACAUUCCGCCUGCGUUCAACCCUGAUAUUGUGUUGGGUACUGGGCUCCCUGCAGCACCUGUGAGUGCAACCCCCGGCGUACAAACCUCCUUGGGAAGUACGAGCUUAUCAACCCCUUCGACUACCGUUAUGGAGACUUCAUCGAAUACCGGUAUGUCCAGCAUGGUACCUGCAGCCCUGCCUGCAGGACAAGAACAAGCGAUUAUAGACACCGGUGGUGAACAGCCUGAUCUGGGCGGUGCGGCACCGCAUAGUAAGCCUUCUGUGGGGGCAAAUACUGAGCAAAUUAUGAAUAAUGUUAGUUAGAAACAACUUCAAAUAAUGACAGACAGGGAGUUAUGGAUCUCGAUGGCGACCAUACCCUGCCGGGUGAUGCGGAGGCUAAACACGCCAAAUAGCAGAAACCCCAGCAGAAGCGCAUUAAGAUGGUCUAGUGCCGGGCCUAUUUACUUGAAAUAAAUAAAAUUAGUAUUCAAC